Molecule: messenger RNA, 1184 nt
Organism: Labrus bergylta (ballan wrasse)
Lineage: Eukaryota; Metazoa; Chordata; Actinopteri; Labriformes; Labridae
Gene: aimp1b
Product: aminoacyl tRNA synthetase complex interacting multifunctional protein 1b
Molecular function (GO): tRNA binding
Source: RefSeq, a predicted model, not a curated record
CAAAGAAGAACAAAACAAUUCUAUAUAUUUAGAAGAAGAAGAUUUUCUUCAUGCAUCCUUUGAGGACCAGUUUAACUCUCUGUUAUUGAGACAUGCUGAAGCGGGGGUCGUUUGACCUCCUGGAGACGAAAGCAAACAGCUGACAGAGUUUGAGACUCAGCUGACGACGGACUCGAAGCUUUCUGCCUCCGACUGUCCGACAGAGAACAUCAUCCAACAUGGAGAACAGCGACCACACAUUCAACCCCAGCCUGGCAGCAGCUCUCAUGAAGUUCGACCCAGAGGAUGGCGAGCAGAUCGUUGAGUAUUUUAAUACUCACGUCCUGCUGAGCAGAGAGAAAGCACUGUUGCAGGCGUCAGUCAGAGAUCAGAAGAAGCUGCUGGUGGAAAACGGCAAACUGAAGAACGACAUCCAACAGCUGAGAGUUCAACUUCAGGACAAACAGAGGAGACGCACAGCCAAGGCUUUGCUCGCCCCGGCUCCACCUCCUGUCGGGGCAUCAGCAGCUGUUCCAACUAACCCCCCUCCUUCCUCCUCACAUGAUCGGAGAGAUAGACAGAACAGGAGGAGGCGAGGAGAGAGGAAAGCUCGUCCAAACUCUGGCGCUCUCUCUUUGGAGGCGGAGCCUUGCAUAGAUCCGUCACGACUGGACCUGCGGGUUGGACGGAUUCUCAGCAUCCGUCGCCACCGGUUGGCUGAAACAAUGUCGGUCCAGGAAGUAGACGUGGGAGAAAGCACCCCCCGCACUGUCGUCAGCAAACUCGAAGAGACAACCGACUUCGAGGAGCUUCAGGGACGUCUAGCAGUGUUGCUAUGCAACGUCAAGGCCUGUCAACUAAGGGGCGUGGUCUCCCAGGCCCGCCUCCUCUGUUGCUACUCCUCAAAUGACUGCAGCGAGCUGCUGAUUCCUCCUGCGGGGUCCAACCCCGGAGACAGAGUCACCUUCCUAAACUACCCAGGUGAACCAGACAAAGAGCUGCAGGCCAAGCAGAGAGUUUGGGAGCUUCUCCAGCCCGACCUGCAGGUGGACAGCAGGGGUGUGGCCACCUUUAAAGGCUGCGGGUUUGAGGUGAAGGGGAAGGGUCUAUGCAGGGCCCCCUCCCUCACCAACUGCAUCAUUAGAUAGGUAAAGCCAAGACCUAAUGGACAUCGAAGGACUAUCAUUGUAAAAAUGCAAGCUUCU